This is a messenger RNA of Phytophthora sojae, 552 nucleotides long. RefSeq lists its product as hypothetical. Bases 1 to 552 code for a protein of 183 amino acids. The transcript has a single exon. The record is from RefSeq and is a predicted model, not a curated record. Lineage: Eukaryota; Oomycota; Peronosporomycetes; Peronosporales; Peronosporaceae.
AUGGAGACGCCGGAGGAAUUCCUAGCUGAUUUUGAUGCCAACUUGGACAACCAGGUCGCUGAGGAGACCGCGAACUACUUCGACAACGUCAAAAGCUUCCAGGCGGCUCUGAAAUCAGGGGUCAUCGACAAGAGUUCAAGUGUCAGCGGACGCUUUUGCGUGUUGAAGGCAGCGAAGACGACCAACGGCAAGGGGACGCAAGCGUACUGCGUCAACUCAAAUCUCGCGUCUCAUGUCAAGGCGGUGGAGGUGAGGAUGGACCAAGCCGAUCCUGCUUUGGUAAAGCAGCGGGUGGUCCGUAUUACGCUUUGGGACCCCAAGCCAAAGCCGCCUGGGCCGAUUCUGCGUGUCCGGCGUGGCUGCAUUUACCAUUUCCGGAAGAUCCAUUCUGUGGAGGAUUACUACGGCUGGACCCAAGGCAGUCUUCAGCUGACAUGCCACGGGGACGAUUCGCUGGUGAAGCAGGUGACGGAUUUCACGCCGAGUAAGAGGGCUGAGAACGCUGCGGGGAACGAAGACGAAGAGAAGAGCAGCGAGGACCUGGACAUGUAG